AUGAGUGGUGAAAGCAUCCUCAGCUCCGGGACUUUGCCUAUCUCGAUCCCAGGCUCUGCCCUACAUUCCAGCGGAAGAGUGACCGAGAACGUUAUGGGGGGUGACAGCAUUCCACGCACAGUUCCAGGUCCUACCACGAGUUCCAGCGGAAGAGUAACCAAGAAUGAGGCACACGGAAAGCCCGCCAACUUCUAUUUCGCGCUGAGCAUCAACUCCUGUGUCAAGGAAUGGAUUACGUGCGCAGAUAAGGAAGAAAUAAAACUCACACGCUAUCUGGGCCUUGCUCAUGUCGUUGAACUGCAAUCGUUGGCAGCAUCCUGGCCAGUCCUCGACAUCAUACCGAUUUUCCAACCCUUUGAAAGUGACAUUCUAAAGUCAAGGCCAUUUGAAAUCCUGCAUUCGCCUACUACCCGUGAAAUAAUCAAGGACAUCAUUGAUCCAGAGAGACAAUGGCCCGUGGGAGAGGUAUGGGAUGAGAGCAAUGAGAUGAUACGAUCCAAGAGAAAGGCGUGGUGUCUUCUUCAUCUGCCGAUGCUUUUCGAUGUCUACCGGGCCCAGACCUCGGAUGAGCGAGAAGCGAAGAAUAUUGAGUCCCGUGCAAAGUUCGAGGCCAGGUUUGGGCGGGUGUGCGCAAAGCAAGACAUCCAAUACGAGCCCCCCUUUCCUGUAUUUGGACCGUCUGGAAUAGAUGGUAGGCUGGAGCAUCUCAACCGUUCUUGGGAGCUGCUGAAAUAUGUCUCAAGUCUUAUGAAUCCAGACUGGUAUGACCGCAAGGUUUUUCCCGUCGACAAAAGUCUGUGGACGUAUCCGAAGGAUAUUUUGAACUGGAUGGAGGAUAUGACGCAUACUUCUCCUGGCUCACGAAGCAGAAUUCUGUCGGCUUAUUUCUGCUCGCGGCCCCCUUUUCUCUCCACUAUUGAGGAAUCGGCUACUUCGGAGGAACGAUGA
Molecule: messenger RNA, 948 nt
Organism: Penicillium nucicola
Lineage: Eukaryota; Fungi; Ascomycota; Eurotiomycetes; Eurotiales; Aspergillaceae
Product: Helicase C-terminal
Exons: 3
Coding region: 1-948 (315 amino acids)
Source: RefSeq, a predicted model, not a curated record